UACAGCGAACCAUAGCAGAACCCUCCGCGGUCACACUUGGAACCAUGGCAGAAUCCUCCGCCGCUGCUCCUCCGCCACCACCGGUGACCAAAAGCUGGGCUGACGAAGCCGACGAAGAAAGCAGCGCCGCCGCUACCACCGAGCCUGAAGCCUCCUCCUCCGUCAACGUCGACGCAUUAACCAUCGACGACAACAAGAAGAAUCAGCCGAAGCUGUUGGACGACCCCGACGACUCCAACAUCCAAGCGGUUACCUCCGGAGACACGCCGUACACGUCGGCGGCGACGUUCGAGGACCUUAACCUGUCGCCGGAGCUUCUGAAGGGGCUCUACGUGGAGAUGAAGUUCCAGAAGCCGAGUAAGAUCCAGGCGAUAAGUUUGCCGAUGAUCCUGAGUCCGCCGCACCGGGACCUGAUCGCGCAGGCGCACAACGGCUCCGGCAAGACCACGUGUUUUGUUCUUGGGAUGCUGAGUCGUGUGGAUCCGAAGGUGCAGGCUCCUCAGGCUCUCUGCAUCUGCCCCACGAGGGAGCUUGCCAUUCAGAACACUGAGGUGCUCCGCAAGAUGGGCAAGUACACCGGGAUUGCCUCUGAGUGUGCUGUGCCCAUGGAUAGCCGUGAUGCCUUGCCCAUCGCCAAAAGGGCGCCGAUUAUGGCGCAGGUCGUGAUUGGGACUCCCGGGACCAUUAAGAAGUGGAUGAGCUUUAAGAAACUUGGGGCCACCAGGUUGAAGAUUCUUGUUUUCGACGAGGCUGAUCAAAUGCUUGCUGAGGAUGGAUUUAAAGAUGAUUCCCUGAGGAUAAUGAAAGAAAUUGAAAGGGUCAAUUCUAACUGUCAGGUUCUUUUGUUUUCUGCUACAUUUAAUGACACGGUCAAGAAUUUUGUUUCAAGAACAGUCAAGAAGGAUCACAAUCAACUAUUUGUAAAGAAAGAGGAACUAUCUUUAGAUGCAGUGAAGCAAUAUAAAGUGCAUUGUCCUGAUGAACUUGCUAAGAUUGAAAUUAUAAAAGAUUACAUAUUUGAAAUAGGAGAGAAUGUGGGGCAAACCAUCAUAUUUGUGCGCACAAGAAAUAGUGCAAAAAUGUUGCAUAAUGCUCUUGUUGAUUUUGGCUAUGAGGUUACAUCUAUACAAGGUGCUCUUGAUCAUGAACAGAGAGACAAAAUUGUCAAGGAGUUCAGAGAUGGUUUGACUCAAGUUCUUAUAUCAACAGAUGUUCUUGCUCGUGGUUUUGAUCAGCAACAGGUUAAUUUGGUCAUCAAUUAUGAUCUUCCAGUGAAACACACUGCUGAGUAUAGCCGUGAACCUGAGCCGGAUUGUGAAGUCUAUUUGCACAGGGUUGGCAGAGCUGGGCGUUUUGGGAGGAAGGGGGCUGUAUUUAACCUGAUAUGUGAUGAAAGGGAUGCGAGGCUCAUGUCAAAGAUUGAGAACCAUUUUGGCACUCAUGUUGCUGAGGUGCGAGCACAAAGUGUUGAAGAAUAUAAAGCUGCUCUCAAGGAAGCCGGUUUACUGCAAUGAUGUGAAUCUUCAGAAGUUGAAGGAUGUUGAUAACUUGUGUGUUUCUCUUGAAUGUGCCUGUGUAUACUGGCUAACGAUUUUGGCCAUAUCUAUGAAUGAUUUACGGACACACAUGCGGAUCAUGGUUUAAGUUUUGGGGAUGGGGAGUUCUUGUUCAGUCUGUGCUUUUAAUGCUGCUGCCGUGGUUGUUUUCCUCCUUAUAUUUAGCUGUGUGUAACUUAGGAUUUUUCUUCAGCAUUUUUUGUUGAGACUAAAAAUAUCAGUAUCAUUUACAUAUAAACAGGUGGAUGCAUAAAUGAGAUGUGUAAGCUUACUUAGAUAUCAACGUGUCACAGCAUAAAAGAUGUUAUUAUGAUGUACAAUUAAUAUUAUAAAAAUAUUCGACCUCUUUCUGUCA
Molecule: messenger RNA, 1911 nt
Organism: Cajanus cajan (pigeon pea)
Lineage: Eukaryota; Viridiplantae; Streptophyta; Magnoliopsida; Fabales; Fabaceae
Gene: LOS4
Product: P-loop containing nucleoside triphosphate hydrolases superfamily protein
Molecular function (GO): RNA helicase activity; nucleic acid binding; ATP binding
Source: RefSeq, a predicted model, not a curated record